UGGACAUUGAAUGCAGUGAUGUGGUGUGUAGCAAAACCGGUUUCAGAUUGGGAGCUACCUGGUACAUGGAAGGGGUACUGGAUGGUGCAUCUCUUCAUUGGCCCUCCUGUAUGCGUUAUUGCUAUGAAUGUGUCUUACAAAAUGGCGGGGCUCUUUGAUCGUUGGCUUAGAAGGUCGGGACUUCUGGGAUGAAUGAAGUCGUGCCUCGGCGAUGAGCCAGAUAGCUAUGGUACUCUCGUGCUGUUUACAAGCUGAUGAAUAUUCGAGAGUCCAUCUGAGCACAUUUGAGGAUAUAUUGACUCAUUAUUCCAAUGACUCCGUCGUAUCGCACUCCAACAUACAUUCUCUCCCACUUUUCCUAUCCUGGAAAGAAACCUGUAUCCUCACAAAAGCCAUCUCAACUUCCAAAAGCCUAUCCAACACUUUUCGCCAUCAUGGAGAACCCUGAGUACCGUCCCACUCUGCAGAUCCUCAACCGUCAUCCUCGUCGUAGAGCUCAAGUGCCUAACAACAGUGGUGGCUGGAGUCCAAGAUGCUACUGGCUAGAAGAUCUUGAAGACUCGUUAUACAGCGAUGAUGAGGAAAGCGAUACCGACGAGGAUGACUCCGAAAACUACAACUCCGACGAUUCCUACCACUCCGAAAACGACUCCUCCGAAGACUCCCAACUCCCUUCUCCCUCCUCCCCUUCAAAUCCUGCCGCUCAAACCUCCACCACCACUACCAGCAGCACACUGCUCGUCACGAUAGCGCAUUCCUUUUGCUCCCUCCUCAGCUGCGGAAUGCUCCUCCCUCUCCUUCUAAUCUCCCCCUUUUUGUGGAUAUCCAAGAGAUAUUUUCAUAUUGGGUAG
This is a messenger RNA of Aureobasidium pullulans EXF-150, 851 nucleotides long. RefSeq lists its product as uncharacterized. Lineage: Eukaryota; Fungi; Ascomycota; Dothideomycetes; Dothideales; Saccotheciaceae. The coding region runs from base 312 to 851 and encodes 179 amino acids. The transcript has a single exon. The record is from RefSeq and is a predicted model, not a curated record.